GCUGAUUAAUUAAGGUGAAUGUUUGUCCUUUAAUUAAAUCACUUCAUGCGUGAUCAUAAAUCUUAGUUUUACUUCUUAUCAAUAUGAAGUUCAAGCAAUUGGGUAUUGAGUUUAUUUUGAUUUUUCUAAGUUUUUCCUUAAAAAAUGCAUCCGCAGACAGCCAAGGAAAUAACCUGGAGAGAAUAUUGAAUUAUAACUCAAAGACACCGCUGAUAGCGAUACUUUAUAAACAUGCCGAAAACGUCGGAGCACCAGAGCCGGAUAGUGACGUCAUAAUUCCUAAAAUAAGCCCAGUUCAACCACCGCAGGAUCAGGAACUUUACAAUUUCUACCAUAUCUUAAGAACGACGCAAGAGAACGAAGAAGUCGAUUCAGAUGCAGCGAUGCUCUUUGAGAAGACCGAAAAUAUUCUCCGAGAAGCUCUACGUGCUAGAUGUGAAUUAUUGGAUGUUUGUAUGAGGAAAUGUCGUCUGAAGAGGUACACUUGUACUAUAACGUGCAGGGAGGAAUAUGAUGAUUAUGACAUAUGCAAGAAGCCAAAAAAACCGUAUUGCAAAAAACCAAAGUGUGGUAAAACCAUGCCGCCCUCGUGGCUUUUGAGGAAAUAAAACUCAAAUGAUAUAAAUUCAA
Molecule: messenger RNA, 630 nt
Organism: Nymphalis io (European peacock)
Lineage: Eukaryota; Metazoa; Arthropoda; Insecta; Lepidoptera; Nymphalidae
Exons: 3
Coding region: 84-608 (174 amino acids)
Source: RefSeq, a predicted model, not a curated record